UGUCUUUUGCAUACGCGUUCUUACAACCAAAAAUCCAACCUUCACACGUAAAUCUAAUAGGUAAUGAUUUCUGCCUUGAAAAAUAGGCAUAUCAUUAUCAAUCACCAUUCCAUAGUCUUGCUGAGCAAAAAUCAUUUUAGUGGACGACCCCAACAUCAAGAUCCAACGGUCCACGUUGCAUCAAGAUGCAGAGCACAGAUGCACACCAUAUUUCACUCCCACUGCACCGCGUACGCUUCAACAAAAUAACAGUUAAAAUACUAAUAAAUUGGAAGGAAAAAAAAAAAAAAAAAAGAAACUGACCGAGAGAGAUAGAGCCGCUAUUCACCCAUCCGUUGGAAGAUUAAAAUACCAAAUUUCAGACACAAAAAAAAUUCAAAGAAAAAAACAAAAGAAAUCGGAAGCCAACACACGGAGCUCUCCACAGUCACCCAUUCCCCAGAGAGAAAGAAAGAAAGCAGCUUUCUUUCUUCUGAAUCUCAAAAGCCUGAGGAAGCAAAUCAAGUCAAUCGUUCAUUCCGAUUGUUAUUCGGGUUGGACGGAAAUGAAGCUAUCUGCAAAACCCAUAUCGAGUCCGGGGCGGACGGACAAGUUCCCGCCGCCGUUGGUGAGGUUUCUGAGGACCAACGUCGGGAGCAGAAGCAGAGGCCGGUUGCGUUCGAGCCCAAUGUUCGUGAGGAAGAACGCCACCGCAGCCGCUGUCGAAACCCAAGAGCCAUCUUCUCCUAAAGUCACGUGCAUGGGGCAAGUCCGAGUCCGGCGGUCAUCUAAGAAAGGCGAUUCGCGGACCGGAGGAGCUAGACGGGCCACUGGAGCUCCGAGCCGACGAAGGUGCAAAUGGAUCUCAAACGGCCUGUUUUGCCGCCAUUUUCCCGGGAAAAUCAAGGCCAAGUCUUUUCGACCCGUUUGGCCCAAAUGGGUACCCUUUUUUCAACUGGGUUUGUGCAGAAAAGGCGAAAUCAAAGAGUACCCACCAAAAAUUGGAUCGAAAUUUGAAGACCCAAUUGAAGGUUGUUCAGAUGGGGAAGAUUUUAUCGAAGAACAAGAAGACCAAGAAUUCGAAAGAAAGGCCAAAGCUUUCAUCUAUUCUUCUUCUGCCUCAACGCCGCCGAAGAACGCUUUGCUGUUAACCCGAUGCAGAUCUGCGCCGUACAGGGCGUCGUCUCUGGCGAGCAGAUUUUGGGGGUCGCCGGUGAGAGCCGAGGAAACAGAGGCACAACAGAAAGCUACGUCAGAAGGGGAGUCGAUUUCCGGUCAGGAAUCGAGAUUGGAAUCGGAGAGCGAAAAAAAGUUGGAAUUUUUCAGGGAAUUGGAGAGCGAAAUUCGAGAGAGAAUGGCGAAAUCGGCGAGCACCGAAGAUAAAGACUGGGAUUUCGUCGGGUCGGGUCGGCCGCUGACACUGACGAGGUGUAAAUCGGAGCCGGCGAGAACGGCGGCGGAGAAGCUCGACCCGGAGUUGUGUUUCUGGAAGACGAGAAGGUUGGGAAUUGUUGAUUCAUGCUCACCCAGUAUUUUGUGAUUAAUUAAUUAUUAGUCUCAUUUAAUUCUUUUUUCUUUUUGGUAGCUGGAUUGGUGAAAAUAGGAUUGAGAGAUUAAAAUUUUAAACAAAAUUUGUAAAUUAAA
Molecule: messenger RNA, 1623 nt
Organism: Pyrus x bretschneideri (Chinese white pear)
Lineage: Eukaryota; Viridiplantae; Streptophyta; Magnoliopsida; Rosales; Rosaceae
Exons: 1
Coding region: 545-1519 (324 amino acids)
Source: RefSeq, a predicted model, not a curated record